Molecule: messenger RNA, 1845 nt
Organism: Camellia sinensis
Lineage: Eukaryota; Viridiplantae; Streptophyta; Magnoliopsida; Ericales; Theaceae
Source: RefSeq, a predicted model, not a curated record
AUGUGCUCAUUUGAACACACAGGUCUUCCCCAUAAAGUUGAUGGCAAGCGAAAGCGAGGGGAAUCCCGUUCCAAAACCAAGCCUGAUCAAACAGCUGUUCCUGAAGAAGUGAACAUGAAAAAAGUAAACUACCGGUCAAAUAUAACUGGAUUGGUCAAACUGUUAAAGGAUACAAAAUUUACAAGUGGCCAAUUGAAGUGCCUUAGAAAAACACCGUUCUGGCCAUUAUUUGAUAGCUUGAUCAGUAACGAAAUCGACCUCAACCACUGCAUGAAAUAUGAUGAUGUCAUUGUACGUAUAGUACAAACAUUCAAGCAAUCUAGUGGAAGGUUUUACAUUGGGGAUAAGAACAUCCAGAUUUUUAGAAGCGACGUAUCACUGAUUUUUGGGGUGGACUGCGGCACCAAGUCGAUGGACCUCUCUUAUGGUGCAAAACCAACAACCGGCAUCAUACACCGAAUGUGCAAGGAUGUUAGUCGGUUAAGUGCUGCCAAAAUACGAGAAAUUCUGAGGGAAGCAUUGAAGGGCACAAAAAAACAUGACGAUGAGGAGGUCGCAAGAUUAGUUUGCAUGUAUGCAUGCGUCAAGCUAUUCUUUUCUACAUCCGGAGAAACAAUUGGAUGGGUUUUCUACUCAUACAUGGACCCAUUACACAAGAUGAUCGAGUAUGAUUGGGCUGAGAGCAUCCGGGCAACCUUGAUGGGUUCAUUGGGCCAAAACUGUGGAAAACCAGGACGAGUCACCGGAUGUGUGAUGUUGUUAAUGUAUUGGUUGUGUGAGCAUACAACAAUCUUACAACCCCGCAACCCCAAUGCCAUUCCACGAUGCGUAAAAUGGGACCUCACAGCCUUACAUAGCAACAUGAAGUCCAUAACUUUGGCUAAGCUAGGUUUAAAUGAGGUAUAUGGCGGCGAGCUAAUGGCAUCACCAACUGAAGCGAAGAUGUAUCAUCAUACAAAAUUGAAUGUGGAGCCAAAACCUGAGAUUUUGUCAACUGCAGUAGCAAAGAAAGAUGAAAGCAAUGAGGAUCAAAGCAAAGACAGUCAACGCAGCGAUGACAGGGAUGCAUUUUCUGUCGAUGCAGUGGACCUGAAUGAUGUUGGACAUUAUAUCAACCCCAGCUAUAGCACCCCCAAUGCUGAGAAAGGAAUCAUCAUAGCACAACCAACUGAGCCCGACAUUGUGGAAGUACUCAUAAAAGAAAACCAAAAAGCUUGGGCUCUUGUACGGCAAUGGGAAGCGAAAUACAAACAGUUGGAAGAAUCAUGGGAGUUGAGGGCAAGGGUGAUUGCUGCCCUUGAAGCCAAACUAUUUGACCAAUCGGGCUCAUCCAAUGUGGACAUGGACAUGAAGACUUGCAUGGAGUGGAAAGAUACAGAAAUUCAGCGGCUGACAAAGUUGGUCAUCAACUUGGAAUGUGAAAAAACAAUACUUCAAGACCUUUUUGACGAUCAGUCCGUCCACAUCAUCACUCAAGUUGAAGCACAAAAGGCUCAUGACAGCCUUAACAACAAUCCCACUGCAGCAUUGGAACACAUUAUCAGCCCCCCAUCAAGGGUAAAGCGCAUAAAGCAGAAGGUAAGGAAAGAACACAGGUUGGACGAGUUUGAAUACCCCAACCUGCCUGGUCAGAAGAAAGGGAAAGAAGGAGCCGAACAGCAAUCACAUGCAGUCCAAAUUGCACAAGAUUUAGACAAGCAACCACCAAAAAAGCAGCCAACAAAGUUCAAGAAGUUAACCUUGAACAACAAACUGAAGGUCUGGGCUAACAUGAACAAACUCAACAAGCAAAAAGUCCAAAAUUUGCACAAGAACGGCGGUGAUGAGUAAGUGAUCUUACAUAUC